Myodes glareolus (Bank vole) is the source of this 2294-nucleotide messenger RNA. RefSeq names its product BTB domain containing 2 (gene Btbd2). Gene Ontology annotation, biological process: neurogenesis. Gene Ontology annotation, cellular component: cytosol; P-body. Gene Ontology annotation, molecular function: protein binding. The record is from RefSeq and is a predicted model, not a curated record. Lineage: Eukaryota; Metazoa; Chordata; Mammalia; Rodentia; Cricetidae.
GGCGCGCUGCUGCGUGAGCCGGUGUACAACUGGCAGGCCACUAAACCCACGGUGCAGGAGCGCUUCGCCUUCCUCUUCAACAACGAGGUGCUGUGCGACGUGCACUUCCUGGUGGGCAAGGGGCUCAGCUCGCAGCGCGUCCCCGCGCACAGGUUUGUGCUAGCUGUUGGCAGCGCUGUCUUUGACGCUAUGUUCAAUGGCGGGAUGGCUACCACAUCCACCGAGAUUGAGUUGCCCGAUGUGGAGCCCGCUGCGUUCCUGGCACUGCUCAAGUUCCUGUAUUCAGAUGAGGUACAGAUUGGGCCUGAGACGGUGAUGACCACGCUGUACACCGCCAAGAAAUAUGCAGUGCCUGCGCUCGAGGCGCACUGUGUUGAGUUCCUGAAGAAGCACCUGCGGGCUGACAAUGCCUUCAUGCUGCUCACGCAGGCUCGGCUCUUCGAUGAGCCACAGCUGGCCAGCCUGUGCCUGGAGAGCAUAGACAAGAACACAGCCGAUGCCAUCGCCGCCGAGGGCUUCACAGACAUUGAUCUGGACACCCUGGUGGCAGUGCUAGAGCGUGACACCCUGGGCAUCCGUGAGGUGAGGCUAUUCAAUGCUGUAGUGCGCUGGUCUGAAGCCGAGUGUCACCGGCAGCAGCUUCAGGUGACACCUGAGAACAAGAGGAAGGUUCUGGGCAAGGCCCUGGGUCUCAUCCGAUUUCCCCUGAUGACCAUUGAGGAGUUUGCCGCAGGCCCGGCACAGUCUGGCAUCCUGGUAGACCGCGAGGUGGUCAGCCUCUUCCUGCACUUCACUGUGAACCCCAAGCCGCGAGUGGAGUUCAUCGACAGGCCCCGGUGCUGCCUGCGGGGCAAGGAGUGCAGCAUCAACCGGUUCCAGCAGGUGGAGAGCCGCUGGGGCUACAGCGGCACCAGUGACAGAAUCAGGUUCUCUGUCAACAAGCGCAUCUUUGUGGUGGGCUUUGGGCUCUAUGGAUCCAUCCACGGACCCACUGAUUAUCAAGUCAACAUCCAGAUCAUCCACACAGACAGCAACACGGUCCUCGGACAGAAUGACACUGGUUUCAGCUGCGACGGCUCCGCCAGUACCUUCCGUGUUAUGUUCAAGGAGCCCGUGGAGGUCCUGCCCAGUGUGAACUAUACCGCCUGCGCCACACUCAAGGGCCCAGACUCUCACUAUGGCACCAAAGGCCUACGCAAGGUGACCCACGAGUCAGCCACCACGGGGGCUAAGACCUGCUUCACCUUCUGCUAUGCGGCCGGGAACAACAAUGGCACUUCCGUGGAGGAUGGGCAGAUUCCCGAGGUCAUCUUCUACACCUAGGCCAUCCUCCACCCAGAUCGCCCUCGGCCGUCUGCGGGCCAGCCUCCCUCUCCACCACUUCCCUCGUCAUCACGGAAGGGGCUGCCUUGUGUCCACAGGGGCAAGUGUGACCACCUGUCCAAGGCACUGGGGAGGUGGUCGGGCCAUGGGCUGGGCCGUGUCAGGACAAUCCCUCAGUCUUGGGGGCAGAGUGGGCUUGGCCUGGAUGGACAGCUGUUGGGGUCAAGGGCGGUGGUUUGGGAGUCGGGGUUUCCCACUCUGGUUCCUGCAGCUCAGGGCAGCCGGCCAGCUCCGUGCCCAGGACACUGCAGCCAUUCGUCCGUUCUCUUAAACUGCACACUGCAAUGCAUUCAAGCCCACACUCAGCUGGAGCCUGCGCUUGGGCCUGUCUUCCAGCCGAUGGUUUGGGUUUCAUGUUCCUUCUGUUCUCCGCUGCUCCCUGGGGACUCCAGGGCCUGACCUGUGAGCACUGGGGCCACCUGAAGCUCUGGCCUCCUGGACAUGGGCAAGUGCAGGGCACUGGUCAGUCCUGAGAAGCCUCGGGCGGGGCUGCUGGGCCUUGCUGGGAGGUCUACCCCAGUGUGGGUGACAUGUGGGCCACUGUUCCUGCCCCUCCCAGCAGUGACGUGCAGCCCCUCUGGACCAGCUCCUCCCCGGUGUGGCCGAGAGGGCUGGAGUAGCAGUUGAGCCCCAUCAAGACACACUGGGCCUCCAGCUGGCUGCUGUGGCCUCCAGGGUACAGAACAGCCCUGUGCAAACCAUAGCCCUGGCCCUCUAAGGCCACCAGGCACCCUGCCCAAUGAUGCCCUAGGAGACACAGUCCCCUAUCUGGGGUCCCCCUCCUUCAUGUCUCUGUACCUGUGACCUCCUACCCAGAUCCCAUGUCCUCCCCAAAGCCAUGGGAGGUGAGCCCUCCACACUGUGUCCCCAAAUGAUUUUUUUUAAAUAAAGGAGAGAAACAUGCGCCUUGA